AUAGUGUUUAUGCUAAUAAGAGUAUGUUGUUGACUGUCAUUUAUCCCAGAUUGUAAAAGGGAAACCUCAUUUUACACCCAUGUUUCCCUUUCCACUCAGACCUGCUACCAAAGGGCAUUGGACACAAAAUAAAAUGAAGAAAAUGAGAUUGGUAUUUCUGCAGCUCUGAAAUUCCUGCCACUCACCCGUCCAUGUAUAAAUCUCUGCACUGACCACCUAUUUCAUCUCCAAGGGUCUCUUCCUCAUGGGCGAUCCAGAUUUAUCACGUUGGAUUACCGUGUACCCAGAUUGAAAGGAGAUGACUUCUUCUGGCUCCUUGCGCCUCUCCCAGAGGUGGGCAGAGACUAGCGAGAGAUUCUCCAGAAGCUAUCUCCAGAAUGCCGUGCUAGAAGGGGCCAAACCACUGGAGCAUGGCUGUGAGCAGUGGAAACAAGGAUUUUGUGGUUCUGAGCAAUGGCAACAUUGCAACCAGUGCUACCAACCCUAGUCCCCUCACCUCCUGUGAUGGAGACCUUGCAGCCCAGCAGCUCACACCCAAAGAAGCACCGAGAACAAAAGUGAGUCCAAAUGGAUGCCUGCAAAUUAAUGGCACAGUUAAAUCAUCCUUUCUGCCUCUAGACAACCAAAGAACAGCUCAGAUGUUACCCCAGUGCUGCCAUCCUUGCCCAUACCAUCACCCUCUGACCAGCCAUAACAGUCACCAAGAGUGCCAUCCCGAGGCUGGCCCCACAGCACCCUCUGCUUUGGCCUCGUGUUGCAUGCAGCCACACUCAGAGUACUCUGCAUCUCUUUGUCCACACCAUUCCCCCGUUUAUCAGACUGCGUGCUGUCUUCAGCCCUCUCCAUCCUUCUGCCUGCAUCAUCCGUGGCCUGACCAUUUUCAGCAUCAGCCUGUGCAACAGCACAUAGGCAACAGAAGACCAUCCAGACCUUUCAAGUUACCAAAAAGCUACGCAGCCCUGAUAGCCGACUGGCCUGUGGUGGUGUUGGGCACGUGCACCGUGUUCACUGUGGUCUGUGCCCUGGUUGGAGUGUUAGUGCCAGAGCUUCCUGACUUCUCGGAUCCAUUGCUGGGUUUUGAACCAAGAGGGACCGCGAUAGGCCAGAGACUGGUCACGUGGAACAACAUGGUGAAAAAUACGGGAUACAAAGCAACAUUAGCAAAUUAUCCUUUUAAAUAUGCAGAUGAGCAAGCCAAAAGUCAUCGGGAUGAUAGAUGGUCAGAUGAUCAUUAUGAAAGAGAGAAAAGAGAAGUUGACUGGAACUUCCACAAAGACAGCUUUUUCUGCGACGUUCCAAGUGAUCGAUAUUCCAGAGUGGUAUUUACUUCAGCUGGAGGGGAGACACUAUGGAAUUUACCUGCAAUUAAAUCAAUGUGCAAUGUAGAUAAUUCGAGGAUCAGAUCCCACCCCCAGUUUGGCGAUCUCUGCCAGAGGACCACUGCUGCGUCCUGCUGCCCCAGCUGGACGCUGGGGAACUACAUCGCCAUUCUGAACAACAGAUCGUCCUGCCAGAAAAUUGUCGAGCGGGACGUUUCUCAUACCUUGAAGCUGCUUCGGACCUGUGCCAAACACUACCAAAAUGGCACUCUAGGGCCAGACUGCUGGGACAUGGCGGCCAGAAGAAAGGAUCAGCUCAAGUGCACCAGUGUGCCUCGAAAAUGUACCAAGUACAAUGCUGUGUACCAGAUCCUCCAUUACUUGGUAGACAAAGACUUCAUGGCCCCAAAGACGACUGACUAUCCCAUGCCAGCUUUGAAGUACAGCAUGCUUUUCUCUCCUACAGAGAAAGGAGAGAGUAUGAUGAACGUUUACUUGGACAACUUCGAAAACUGGAACUCUUCUGACGGCGUAACCACCAUUACGGGGAUUGAGUUUGGUAUCAAACACAGCUUGUUUCAAGACUAUCUUCUAAUGGAUACUGUGUAUCCUGCCAUAGCCAUUUUGAUUGUCCUGUUAGUCAUGUGCGUCUACACCAAGUCUAUGUUUAUCACUCUGAUGACAAUGUUUGCGAUAAUCAGUUCCUUGAUUGUUUCCUAUUUUCUCUAUCGCGUUGUAUUUAACUUUGAGUUUUUUCCUUUUAUGAACCUCACUGCGCUCAUUAUUUUGGUUGGAAUUGGAGCAGAUGAUGCUUUUGUCCUGUGUGAUGUUUGGAACUACACCAAAUUGGACAAGCCUCAUGCCGAAACUUGGGAAACAGUGAGCAUCACCUUGCAACACGCCGCCCUCUCCAUGUUUGUCACCAGCUUCACCACUGCAGCGGCCUUUUAUGCUAACUAUGUCAGCAACAUCACAGCAAUCAGAUGCUUCGGGGUUUAUGCGGGCACAGCCAUCUUGGUGAAUUACGUCUUGAUGGUCACCUGGCUUCCAGCAGUUGUGGUCCUACAUGAGCGAUACCUCCUUCAUAUGUUCAGUUGCUUCAAAAAGCCCCAGCAGCAGAUCUAUGAUAAGAAGAGCUGCUGGACAGUGGCUUGCCAAAAAUGCCAUAAAGUAGUUUUUGCCAUAUCAGAAGCAUCUCGAAUUUUUUUUGAAAAAGUGUUGCCGUGCAUUGUCAUUAAGUUUCGCUACCUUUGGCUGGUCUGGUUCCUCGCCUUCACUGUAGGCGGGGCCUACAUUGUGUGUAUCAACCCAAAGAUGAAGCUCCCCUCGUUGGAGUUGUCUGAGUUCCAGGUGUUCAGGUCGUCUCACCCUUUUGAACGUUACGAUGCCGAGUACAAAAAGCUUUUCAUGUUUGAACGUGUUCACCAUGGAGAGGACCUCCACAUGCCCAUAACAGUAAUCUGGGGUGUGUCCCCCGAAGACAAUGGCAAUCCACUAAAUCCCAAGAGUAAAGGGAAGCUGACUUUAGACAGCAGCUUUAACAUUGCUAGCCCAGCUUCCCAGGCCUGGAUUUUGCACUUCUGUCAGAAACUGAGAAAUCAGACCUUCUUUUACCAGACUGAUGAGCAAGACUUCACCAGCUGCUUCAUUGAGACGUUCAAGCAGUGGAUGGAAAACCAGGACUGCGACGAGCCUGCCCUGUACCCGUGCUGCAGCCACUGGAGCUUUCCCUACAAGCAAGAGAUUUUUGAACUGUGCAUCAAGAGAGCCAUCAUGGAGCUGGAAAGGAGCACCGGCUACCAUUUGGAUAGCAAAACCCCGGGGCCACGGUUCGACAUCAAUGACACUAUCAGGGCAGUCGUGCUAGAGUUCCAAAGUACCUACCUCUUCACUCUGGCUUAUGAAAAGAUGCAUCAGUUUUAUAAGGAGGUGGACUCAUGGAUUUCCAAAGAGCUGAGCUCCGCGCCCGAAGGCCUCAGCAAUGGUUGGUUUGUCAGCAAUCUGGAGUUCUACGACCUUCAGGAUAGCCUGUCCGACGGCACCCUCAUUGCCAUGGGGCUCUCAGUUGCUGUUGCAUUCAGUGUGAUGCUCCUUACCACUUGGAACAUCAUAAUAAGCCUUUAUGCCAUCAUUUCUAUAGCUGGAACAAUCUUUGUGACUGUUGGUUCUCUCGUCCUGCUGGGCUGGGAGCUCAACGUGUUGGAGUCCGUCACCAUUUCAGUUGCAGUUGGCUUGUCCGUAGACUUUGCCGUCCACUACGGGGUUGCUUACCGCUUGGCUCCGGAUCCCGACCGUGAAGGGAAGGUGGUCUUCUCCCUGAGUCGCAUGGGCUCUGCGAUUGCAAUGGCUGCUGUGACCACCUUCGUGGCGGGGGCCAUGAUGAUGCCGUCCACUGUGCUGGCUUACACCCAGCUGGGCACCUUCAUGAUGCUGAUUAUGUGCGUCAGCUGGGCUUUCGCCACUUUCUUCUUCCAGUGUAUGUGCCGGUGCCUUGGACCGCAGGGGACCUGUGGUCAGAUUCCAUUACCUAAAAAACUACGGUGCAGUGCCUUUCCCCAUGCCUUGUCUGCGAGUCCUGGUGACAAGGGACAGAGCAAAACACAUACCGUGAAUACAUGUCAUUUAGAUCCCAGGGGCCAAAAGUCUGAAAUGGAGCAUGAGUUUUAUGAAUUAGAACCUCUGGCAUCCCACAGCUGUACUGCUUCUGAGAAGACCACUUAUGAAGAGACCCACAUCUGCUCCGAACUCUUCAACAGCCACACAAAGAAUUUAAGGAUGCCCAUGCAUGCAGCUUACGGCAGUGAGCUCAGCAAAAGCACCAGAAACGAAACAAGCUCUGCCUUGUUACAGCCCCCUCUUGAACAGCACACCGCGUGUCAGUUCUUCUCUCUGAAUCGGGGGUGUAGCUGCCCCAGUGCCUACAAACAUCUGAACUACGGCCCGCACUCCUGCCAGCAGCUGGGUGACUGCUUGUGCCACCAGUGUGCCCCUUCCGCUAGCGGCUUUGUCCAGAUCCAGAACGGCGUGGCACCGCUGAAGGCUGCACACCAGGCCCCCGAUGGCUUCGUGCACCCCAUCCCGCACGUCCACGCCUGCCCCUGCCUGCAGGGAAGACUGAAGCCGCCUGGGCUGCAGAACUCUCUGCUGAGGGAUUUUUUCCUUCACCCAGUGCAGCACAUUCAGACCCCAGAAAAAAUUGGGAAGACCAGUGUACACGGUCUUCAGAGCAUAGAAGAGCAUCUUCCAAAGAUGGCCGAGCCAUCGCCGCUUGUCUGCAGGAGCACUGGAUCUUCAGUGAAAGCUGGUGGUGAUGCAGAGACUAGCCAGAGGGGAUUCUGUGAAAACAGAGACACGGGGAGUACGGAGGGCGGCGGAGGGACCCAGAAGACGGAUUCUAGUUCAGCGCAUCAGACCGACAAGGCAGAAAGCAAGGUGGAGCUGAGCUCGUCACAGACUGAUGCCAUCGUGAACUCAGAACAUCGAAAUCAGAGUGAACCAAAAUUUAUAUUUAACCAUUUCGUGGGGGAGGCUGGUUAUGUGUCCUGCCCAAACAAUCCACAAAGUUGUGGCAGAAUUGUGAGAGUGAAGUGCAAUUCUGUGGACUGUCAAAUGCCAAACAUAGACGCCAAUGUGCCUGCUGUAUUAACACACUCGGAACUUUCUGGUGAAAGUUUGUUAAUCAAAACACUUUAAUAAAUAGAGCAUUAAACUCAGAACCAGUGCCUUAGUCGGUCUUUUGAAAUGGAAGUGAAAUCCAGAACUUUAGGAAGUGAGCCCCCGAAUACGGCCCCCAAAAUGAUUUUUGUUAAAAAUUGUAGAAUAUAGAGCAGACUUGAAUGAACAAGUUCACAAAUCUAAGGAGGAGUGUUGGUUGAUGAUGGAAUUUUUUUUUUUAAGUAUGGUUCUUUUAUAUGUUUGUAGCCAGUUUGAAAAAUAAUUCCCAUUUCCCUCCCAAAGCAGUGAAUCAGAGAUUUCAAGUUUGAAUUACCUAGACAUUUCCGUUCUCCCAGUCACUCAUAUUUACCUAAUAUCCUCAUUCUGGUGCAUUUGGUUGGCAGUAUUCAGGAGUUUUGAUGGCUCAACAUAAUUGCUAGAAAAUUGCCCUAGUUUUAAUAGAGCCCCUUCAGUUGAGAUUCAGCCUUACAAGAACUAAACAACAUUAAGAGUUUAUAUUUUUGGUGAGGACUUAUUUAAACGCUAGUUACCAGGCAUUGUAAUAGUGUAUUCCACCUGUCUGCGUGAGCAGACUUUACAUGAAGCCAGUGAUGCAUUGAUACCCACAUUGGUGUCUUUUUCCAAAUUAGCCAAAAUUCACAUUUGUUCGGUAAUUUCACCUACUAACCCAGGGAUCCUGGGCGUCGUCUUGUGUCAGGCGACAGUUAUGUUAGUGCCAUAGAAGAACAAGCGUGGAUGGAGAGACAUUUGUUACCCCAAACAGUGCUACACUACUGAGGACAAAUUGCAUGUUGAUGAAGACGGAUCCUGGUCGGAUGGAUCCAUAGUCCCUGGAAGCUUUCAGUGGAGGGAGCUGGUUCUGUGACAAGUUUUGCUUCCAUCUCUAACCCUAAGGGGACAAGUUCAGGCGGCUUCUUUCUCCUGUUUUGGUGAGCUAACACUGUUUCCAGACACGUAAGGAUGAUUUUAUUGUGCGGCUAACACCUGGAAAUGCUGAGCCUUCAGGCAGUAUCUUAGAUGACACUUGUGUAUCUUGUGUUAGAUCAGCCUGCAGUAAUCGAGCUGUUGGAGCACGCUUUCUGGGUAAUAUUUCAGAUAACAGUCCUUGUAACAGCAUGUCAUCUGAUACUAAGUGCAUU
Messenger RNA from Trichechus manatus latirostris (Florida manatee), 6133 nucleotides. RefSeq names its product dispatched RND transporter family member 1 (gene DISP1). The record is from RefSeq and is a predicted model, not a curated record. Gene Ontology annotation, cellular component: membrane. The transcript has 9 exons. Lineage: Eukaryota; Metazoa; Chordata; Mammalia; Sirenia; Trichechidae. The coding region runs from base 411 to 5012 and encodes 1533 amino acids. Gene Ontology annotation, biological process: smoothened signaling pathway. Gene Ontology annotation, molecular function: peptide transmembrane transporter activity.